GGGCGGGAGUUCCUCUUCCCUUACCUCUAGGACUUUAACUUCACGCGCGACUGACGUCACUCUCUCGUGGGAGCUGGCGCCGCCGAGAUUAUAUUACCCGGCAUGCCUUGCGCUCUUCCUUUUUCGUCUCGCAAGACAAGAUGCCCAAGGGGAAGAAGGCCAAGGGGAAGAAGGUGGCUCCAGCCCCUGCUGUAGUCAAAAAGCAGGAGGCCAAGAAGGUGGUGAAUCCUCUCUUUGAGAAGAGGCCCAAGAACUUUGGCAUCGGGCAGGACAUCCAGCCUAAACGGGAUUUGACCCGCUUUGUGAAAUGGCCCCGUUAUAUCAGACUUCAGCGCCAGAGAGCCAUCCUUUACAAACGGCUGAAGGUGCCCCCUGCAAUUAACCAGUUCACGCAAGCGUUGGAUCGCCAAACAGCUACUCAGCUCCUGAAGUUGGCCCACAAGUACAGGCCUGAGACCAAGCAAGAGAAGAAGCAGCGGCUGCUUGCUCGGGCGGAGCAGAAGGCUGCAGGAAAGGGAGAUGUCCCUACCAAGAGGCCCCCAGUGCUCAGAGCAGGUGUUAACACCGUCACAACACUGGUGGAGCACAAGAAAGCCCAGCUGGUGGUGAUUGCUCAUGAUGUAGACCCUAUUGAGGUAAGAUGUUUGCUGACUGAGUCCUUUGCCCCAAGGGGUUUAAUCUUUGCUACUUGGUGAGACCAUUUAAGCAGGGAGC
Messenger RNA from Sphaerodactylus townsendi, 714 nucleotides. RefSeq names its product ribosomal protein L7a (gene RPL7A). The record is from RefSeq and is a predicted model, not a curated record. The transcript has 5 exons. The coding region runs from base 141 to 695 and encodes 184 amino acids. NCBI's taxonomy places the organism in Eukaryota, Metazoa, Chordata, Lepidosauria, Squamata, Sphaerodactylidae.